Messenger RNA from Rotaria sp. Silwood2, 735 nucleotides. Lineage: Eukaryota; Metazoa; Rotifera; Eurotatoria; Philodinida; Philodinidae. The record is from the annotation of a GenBank genome assembly.
AUGUCGAAAAAAUUUGGCAUCAAUACAAAAUCAUCUGAAGCUCGUGCAAGAAAAGAUGCUGUUAAACAAGCUAAUGAACAGGAAAAACAAAAACGUUUAGAAGAUGAAUAUUGGCGUGAGGAUGAUAAAAAUGUUCAAAAAAAACAACAAAGAAAAGACGAACGAGAACAAAAAGAACAUGAAAAAGUACAGCGGAAACAAGAUCUUCAAAAAUUACUUGAACAAGAGGAAACAUCAUUAACAGCAGCAAAACCGAAAAAGAAUACUGAUUUAGUACCUAAAAAAGUAACUCAAGCACAAAUUCAACAAAGACAAGCUGCAGCUGCUGCCGCUACUGAUACUAAUGAAACUAAACAAAACAAAAUGGAUGAAGAAGAAAUUGCAAUUGAAGAAAAUAUUAAUCGUUUAAAAAUUGAUGGCAGUUCAGCUCGAAAUGUUGAUGAGGCUAUUAAUGUUUUACAAUCAUCAUCACAAAUUUCACUUGACAGUCAUCCAGAAAAACGUAUGAGAGCAGCAUUUGAAGUAUAUGAAAAAGAAAAUUUACCUAAACUAAAACAAGAACAUCCAUCAUUACGUUUAUCACAAUUAAAACAAUUAUUAAAAAAAGAAUGGAUGAAAUCACCUGAUAAUCCAUUUAAUAGACCAACGAAAGCAUAUAAUGAAGGAAAUAGUUUAACAAAAAAUACUGGAAUAGGAGAAAAAGAUGAAGAAGAUUCUGAUCAUGAUGAAAAUUAA